Molecule: messenger RNA, 1481 nt
Organism: Suillus bovinus
Lineage: Eukaryota; Fungi; Basidiomycota; Agaricomycetes; Boletales; Suillaceae
Product: nucleotide-sugar transporter
Exons: 3
Coding region: 134-1324 (396 amino acids)
Biological process (GO): pyrimidine nucleotide-sugar transmembrane transport
Cellular component (GO): Golgi membrane
Molecular function (GO): UDP-galactose transmembrane transporter activity
Source: RefSeq, a predicted model, not a curated record
GCCAGAACUUGGAGUCGUUGCUGGGCACGCCCUAGGUUAUUCUGAUACUAGUACUACUACGCCUUUUCACAUACCACCCGUGCGCGAUACCCCUUUACACCUUUUUUCUCUUCAAUACCCCAUCGUAUCUCUCAUGUCCCAGCUCGCCCUCCCUGCCCACCAAGAAAAUCAUGGCCUUAAAGGCGACGACGACGAUAUCGAGUAUGAAGAACUCGGGCUGCUGCCCGCAGAUAUCCCGCCUGUCCCUUCCUUUCGUGGCAUUCCAUUGAAAUACAUAUCGCUCGUGACAUUGGCGGUUCAGAAUUCUCUUUUAACAUUAAUAAUGCACUAUUCUCGCGUGUCCAUCCCUCCAUCCCAGUCUUACUCUGCACCAACCGCCGUUCUUCUCAACGAGCUUCUCAAAGGGUUUAUAUCACUCGCCAUCGCUUUCGCCCGUAUACACCGUGUCACGCCUUACACGUCCGACACCCCACAGCUACCACUCACUGUCAGCCGCUUUUGGCAUCCUGCAAAGGUUCUUUUGCGUGUCCGAAGACUUGGCAGAGAAGUCUUUUCACCAGAUUGCUGGAAGUUGUCGAUACCCGCCAUCCUGUAUGUCAUUCAGAAUAAUCUGCAAUAUGUUGCUGCCACCAAUUUAGAAGCGGCAACUUUCCAAGUCAGUUAUCAGAUGAAGAUACUUUCUACGGCAGCGUUCUCGGUUAUACUUCUGCGAAAGCAGUUAAGUGCCAGCCAAUGGCUAGCACUACUGUUCCUUGCUAUCGGAGUUGGUGUGGUGCAGAUACAGACUGGCGUGAGCGAUACGAGCAAGGCAUCCUCGCUAUUGUUCCAUGGCACCUCGAUGAACGCCCUCAAGGGAUUCCUCGCGGUCUUUGCCGCAUGUUUCACAUCCGGCCUCGCAGGUGUCUAUUUUGAAAUGGUCCUCAAAAAUUCUCAGUCAGAUCUUUGGAUCCGCAAUGUACAACUCUCUGCAUUCUCACUCCUACCUGCACUUGUACCCAUCAUCCUCUCACGACCAUCCGAAACGGGACUCCUCAGUUCUUUGUUUGAGAACUUUGGCGCCUGGGCGUGGGCCACGGUUGCCAUUCAAGUCCUCGGUGGCCUGGUCACUGCUAUGGUCAUCAAGUAUUCUGACAAUAUCCUCAAGGGCUUCGCCACGAGUUUGAGCAUCGUUAUCUCAUUCUUGGCGUCAGUUGCACUCUUCGAUUUCCAGAUGACGUUCACGUUCAUCCUUGGCUCUGUCAUCGUCCUUAUCGCAACAUGGCUGUACAACCAGCCCGGGCGGAACCCUAGCACAUCAAGACUAGUGUACGUGGGCAAGAACUGAGCGUUAGAGUAUGGUAGUGCGCAUUGGGACAUGCCACGUUUACCAGCCGGACUCUUUCAGCCCGUCGUCGUCACUCCGGGAGUGCUCGGAACACUGUCUUCGACCACUUAUUUACACCGAUAAGGACGGUCAUUCUUGUUACAUUUGGACAUGCAUA